Molecule: messenger RNA, 1958 nt
Organism: Ailuropoda melanoleuca (giant panda)
Lineage: Eukaryota; Metazoa; Chordata; Mammalia; Carnivora; Ursidae
Product: zinc finger protein 75D
Exons: 6
Coding region: 462-1502 (346 amino acids)
Biological process (GO): regulation of DNA-templated transcription
Source: RefSeq, a predicted model, not a curated record
CCGAUCACUGAGCUGUGCCUUAUUUCGAGUGGGUAAUUGAAGAAGAAAGGGUCUGGCAGUGGAUUCUUUAAAAGAAAAGUAGGGGCACCUGGGUGGCUCAGUGGGUUAAUUGGCUGCCUUGGGCCAGGUCGUGAUCUCAGGUUCCUGGAAUGAAGCCGUGUGUCAGGCUCCCUGCUCACUCCCUCGCUCUCUUUCUCUCAAAUAAAUAAAUAAAAUCUUAAAAAAAUAAAAUAAAAGAAAAGCAAGGCAGGAUUUUUCUGUUCCAUUUUUCUUGUGUUAUGAGUAGUGGGUAGUACAGUUCACGUGACUUUCUUACUGAUGUUACUUUUUUUCUCCUCUCGGUGUUUUAGAAAGAAGAUCCUUUUAUUGAUUUUGUCCCAGAGCUGACUGGAUCUUAUUUGCCACAGGUGGUGUUGGCGGGGUGUCCAACACAGGAGUAAAACUGUUCCUGCGGCAGAAUCAUGAUGGUAGAUCUGAAGGUGGCUGACUGUUUGAACCCUCAGGUCAGGGUUCUGUGGGAAAGCAUGGGGCCUGUGAUAGAGAGUUCCAGUCCCAGUAAGGAGUAUACAGCACAAAUGGACAGUCUCAGUCCUGAAAGCUGUCGCCAGCACUUCCGGAAUUUCUGCUAUCACGAAGCAGCAGGACCCCGUGAAAUUGUUGGACAACUUCAGGAAUUAUGCCGUCAGUGGCUGAGGCCAGAGCUCCACUCAAAAGAGCAGAUCUUGGAACUACUUGUGCUAGAACAGUUUGUGACCAUUCUACCCAGGGACACCCAGAGCCGGAUAAGGAAGGACCAUCUUCAGAGCAUUGAGGAGGCUGUGGCCCUGGUAGAACACUUGCAGAGGGAAUCUGGUCCCACGAGGAAUGGGGUUGCAAUCGAAGAGCUGAGAGAGGAGGCAGUGGUCUUGGGAGAAACCGCAGAAUCCCAGCCAGUGGGCAUGGCCCAGGAUGAAGAAUUCUGGAAUACAUAUCAGGGUCUGCAAGAACAGCUGAACAGGAAUACUCAAAAAGAAACUGAGUCUGUAUGUGAGAGGGCUGUGCCUGCUCACCAGAUCCUAGCCUUUCCUGUGCAGACAAACACCAAAGACCGGACAGUGGCACCCGAGCUCAUCUUGCCUGAGUCCCAGAGCUUGUUGACAUUUGAAGACGUGGCCAUGUAUUUUUCCCAGGAAGAAUGGGAGUUACUGGAUCCCACUCAGGAGGCCCUCUACAACGAUGUAAUGCGGGAAAACUAUGAGACUGUCAUCUCUCUAGCUGUGCCUGCUCACCAGAUCCUAGCCUUUCCUGAGCAGAUAAUCACCAAAGACCGGACAGUGGCCCCUGAGCUCGUCUUGCCUGAGUCCCAGAGCUUGUUGACAUUUGAAGACGUGGCCAUGUAUUUUUCCCAGGAAGAAUGGGAGUUACUGGAUCCCACUCAGGAGGCCCUCUACAAUGAUGUAAUGCGGGAAAACUAUGAGACUGUCAUCUCUCUAGGUAAAGAAUCUCCCUGUCCCAUUGGGUAGAAGUUGAGUGAUCUGUCAUGUUCUCUGCUUACUGGGAUUGCAUUCCUCUGAGAGGCUAUGUUCCAAUAAUGGGUUGUUUCUCAGCUAGAUGGUGUGUGGACAGGGGAAAGGUGUGUCCAGAUCACCUGGGGAGCUUUGUCCAGGUGCACACUCCACAUGCUAUAUAGAUUUCUUGAUUUAUUUUUUCUCUUUCCCCAAAUCUAUUUUCAUGUAUCUCUCCUCUCAGUAUCAUGUCUCUAUAUCAUAGUUAAGAAGGAACGUACAGUCAUCCUUUCCUGUGAUCUUGCCAUCGUACCACAUUUUAAUACAUCACUGUCCUUUUGGCUCCACCUUCACAGUGUAGCCUGAGUGCAGCCGUGUCUCAUCUCUUUGUGCUGUUAGCGUCCUGGCUUAAGCCAGCAGCAUGUCUAACCAGACUGACCUGGGUACUUUCUGACUGGUGCCCUUGCCUCUUGC